Messenger RNA from Rotaria sordida, 673 nucleotides. The record is from the annotation of a GenBank genome assembly. NCBI's taxonomy places the organism in Eukaryota, Metazoa, Rotifera, Eurotatoria, Philodinida, Philodinidae.
AUGGAAUAUUUAUUUUUUACAUUAAAUGAUUUACCAGAUGAAAUUCUUUUGAUAAUUUUUACAAAAUUAAAGAAUGUUUCACUACUCUACUCUUUAAUAGGUGUUAAUAAACGACUCAACACAAUUGUACGUGAUCCAAUUUUUACAAGUCAUUUAACAUUGAUGAGAUGUUUGUUAGAUGAUUCCAUAUGUCCCUUACCUGAUUCAAUGCUUGAUCGAUUUUGUUCACAAAUUUUACCUGAAAUUCAUUGUCAAAUCAAAUGGCUUGAUCUUGAAUCAUCAUCUAUGGAACGUAUACUUCGUGCUGCAAAUUAUCCAAAUUUAUCUGGACUUGGUUUAUUGGACAUUGACUUAGAAACAGCUCAAUCCCUCUUUGUUGAUGAAUAUUCUUUAAUUCAUACAUAUAAAAAUCAAAUAACAUCAUUUGUUAUCGAUAUAACUAAAAAUAAAAAGGAAAUUUCAAUAGGUGUCAAUAUAUUUUUAUUUACACAUAUUUUUAUAACAUAUACCAAUUUACAAUAUUUAAAUUUCAAUCCAUUGUCAAGUUACAAUAAAUCUUUAUCAUUUCCGACUUCAUCUCCAACUUUUAUCUCCUCAAAUCUCUUAGAAUUGUAUGUCUCUUUGAAAAAUUUCAUCGACUGUCUUUAUAUACUUGAUGGACGUUUCAAUCAAC